Molecule: messenger RNA, 1308 nt
Organism: Lachancea fermentati
Lineage: Eukaryota; Fungi; Ascomycota; Saccharomycetes; Saccharomycetales; Saccharomycetaceae
Source: the annotation of a GenBank genome assembly
AUGCAGGAAAAAGACAGUGUAUCUAAGGAAGAGGUCGACGAAGUGCCUUUAGAUGAAGAGGUCAAGGUGAAAGAGCAGGGUUCCGCCAAGGACACUGCCCAGGAUACUGCGUCCUCACAGCCUGCUGUCGCGGUGAUAGAAGAGUCGGUCGAGCAAGAACUUACAAUAGUGCCAGGAGAGAAGGAGAAAAGUGGAGCUGUGGACACGAAGGCCAAAGAUGAUGCUGGGGAAGAGACUGCAAAGAAAGACGAUGAAGCUGCUGCCGCUGAGGCUGACGUAGGCUCUGAUGAGGAGCGUCCGCCGCUGCCCGUCAGAAAAUCGACUAAUGAGGUGCCCACCAAGAAAGACACCAAUCCGAUCUUGGCGCAGUUGAAAGAGGCUUUUCCUGGAAUUGAGGACAAAUACGUGAAGGCGGUGCUGAUCGCGUCGCAAGGCGCGCUGGACCCGGCUUUCAACGCGUUGUUGUUCCUCUCGGACCCCAGCUUCGAGGCUGAGGCGCCAUUGCCCGCUACUGCGCCCGUCGCGACUGCCGAGCCCCGCCGCGCGCUCACGCAAGUGGAGCAGGACGAGCUGCUGGCGCGCAAGCUCGACGAGCAAUUCAACCACGACCGUCACCGUCGCCGCAACAUGGACAGCGAGCGCGCUGCUCGCGAGCGCCGCAUUCAAAACCGCCAGAGGGAGUAUGAGAGGCGAAACGCGCAGCGUGACGCGCCUCCUCCGGGCAAUGACCGCUACUACGACGAUUACAACGACGACGACGACUUCUUGAGCCAGCUGGUCGACAAGGACCUGCCCGAGCUGCGUGAGAAAGUCGGCCGCCAGGUACAAGAGACCAGCAAGCGGGUCAACGACUGGAUCAGCGGAUUCCGUAAGUCGUGGGCGCAGGAACCGCAGCCAGAGGAUGAGCCCAUACGGCCCGCGGGCCGCACGGCGCGCUUCAAUUCCUUUGGCGCACAGGUAGGCGAAGACCCAACCGAACCUGCGAGCCGGCUCUCGAGCCACGGAAUCUCGCUUCGCGACGCAGAUCGCAGCGAUGACGACGAAGAUAUCCCACCCCAAUUGCCCUCGCGCAACAGGGAAAAAGAAGUGGUGCCCGAGACCACCUACAUCGAUACGCCCGAUGUGUCUACACGUAAGAAGUGGCAGCCGCUUUCUCCCGAACCACUCAACGCCUCUCCUAGCAAGACACCCAGCAAGCCCUCCAGCAAGCCUGACGACAAGGCGGCAGAACCAGUGGCCGCGGCUGUCACCCCCAAGAAGAACCCGGACGAGGACGAGUUUCUCAUCAACAGUGACGACGAGAUGUAA